AUGCUUAGGAGACUAUUACCAAUAGCAUGCUUUGUGCUCCCAUCGGUUGCCACAACCUUAAAUGACAGCCCGAUCUCUUUAGAUCUCCGCAAUACCGACCCAUUUGAGGAAAACUCGAGUGGCCACGGAAUAGUGAUUAGCAUUCUAGGCGUUAUACUUUUCAUUUGGUAUUUGGCAAUUAUCCUAGUAUCUCUAAUCGGCGUUAUUUUUGUGCGAAUCAAUAACGGCCAGUAUCAUCCACCAGCAGUUGACGUUAGGUUGCCGCGUGGACCAAUGGUGGGUGGAAAUCUUAGCAGCAGUAGAACCAACACUAAUGAUACCAAUAGCAGUAACCCAGAAUCUAAUGACGAUGAAAUCGAAGGCGUUACAAUUCUGCGGCCACUUAAGGGCAUCGACACUGAGAUGAAAUCGUGCCUUGUGUCUGCAUUUCUGCAAAACUACCCAAAGUUUGAAAUUAUUUUCUGCGUCGAAUCACAGUAUGAUCCUGCGAUUCCGAUUGCGCAAGCACUUAUUGAUAAAUUCCCUGCAGUGGACGCCAAACUGCUGAUUGAUACGGAGGAAACUCACUACGGACCCAACCCAAAAGUCAAUAACCUUGCUAAAGGAUACAAGCAAGCAAAGUAUGAUAUCAUCUGGGUGCUUGAUUCCAACGUGUGGGUGGCUGCAGGUGCCAUGUCACGAUCAGUGAUGGCUUUUAGAAAACCAGGCAGAGGUGGUCGCCGGAUAAAGCUUGUGCAUCAUUUGCCACUAUGUGUGUCGUUAGAUUCCACAAUGACGGCAUCUUGGGGGUCCAAACUAGAUGAGAUGUUUAUGUUAACUUCACACUCAAAGUUUUACACUGCGAUUAACGAGGUUGCAAUUGCACCCUGCGUCACGGGCAAGUCUAACUUGUACAGACGAUCCGAUCUAGAUGCAGCCGUAGCCGUGAAACUGGCCAAAAAAAAUGAGGAGCUUAUUAAAAAACAAUACAGACAAACGGAGAGAGCAUUGACUCCGGAUUUUAGCAAGUCUACAGAACAAUCCAUUCCUCUGUCGCCUUGUAGUGCAUCAACCUCGUCCACUUCUCUAAGUAACAACUACCCAAAUCAAGAUAACACCAUUAGCGUUUCUUCCAACCCCUUUUCCAAUGAGUCCGAGGUGCUUCCAGGAACUGGUAUUCGGAACUUUGCACAGUAUAUUGCUGAGGAUAAUAUGAUUGCAGUAUGUUUGUGGGAAGAUGGAGAUGGACGAACACGCUUGUCGAGCGAUUCUGUGGUGCAGCCGUUAGCCGAUGUAUCUCUUAAGGGCUAUUGGGACCGCCGUGUACGUUGGCUGCGUGUGCGCCGGUACAUGGUGUCUGCUGCUACAUAUGUGGAACCCACCACAGAAUCUAUAUGUUCUGGAAUUUUUGGUACAUUUGCCAUUUGUGUUUUGUUUUUGUCGACACCGGAUGGUUUACCUCGGUACUGGUCAUGGACAUGGUUUUUGUUCCAUAUGGUGACUUGGUGUGUGAUUGAUUAUUUCCAUUUCCACGUUUUGCUGGCUUUUAAAAAUAUGGAUAACGUGAAUAGACCAUACUUUGUAUCAAAAUACUUUUCGCCAUUUGCAGGACCCAUGGCGUGUCGCCCAAGAUCGCUUCAAACGUGGCUGCCUGCAUGGUGUUUAAGAGAAGUUUUGGCCUUCCCCAUUUGGCUGACAGCUAUGCUUGGUCAGGAUAUUUACUGGAGAGAUCGGCCUUUUAGAAUUUUAAAUGAUCUUAGUACAGAAGAAAUUAUAGAGUGA
Magnusiomyces paraingens is the source of this 1761-nucleotide messenger RNA. RefSeq lists its product as uncharacterized. The transcript has a single exon. The record is from RefSeq and is a predicted model, not a curated record. The coding region runs from base 1 to 1761 and encodes 586 amino acids. NCBI's taxonomy places the organism in Eukaryota, Fungi, Ascomycota, Dipodascomycetes, Dipodascales, Dipodascaceae. Gene Ontology annotation, molecular function: ceramide glucosyltransferase activity. Gene Ontology annotation, cellular component: membrane. Gene Ontology annotation, biological process: glucosylceramide biosynthetic process.